UACUGGAUACGCAGCCCAUUUGACCCGCUUCCUGUGUUUACGACCAAAAGAAAUGGCUUCGGGUCUGUGGAUGUAAUUUGGCUCGGUUUCAAGUGACCAGGGCGGGGUUUUCACCGUAAACGAUCAAUCCAGUCAUGUUGCUCUGCGUUUAGCUUCUUCAGACGCGUGUGUGGCGCUGAAACUGAUCCAGUAGGUGUCUCACACACACGGAAGAACAGCACAAUGGAUGACAGCAGCGACGGCAAGGACGAGGACUGUAUCUCUACACCGUCCAGAGAACUCACCCAAAACCCCCUGAAGAAAAUAUGGAUGCCCUGCAAAAAUGGUCUUCCAGAGAAGCCCAUCUUUCAGAGGAGGGUAUGCAUGACCAACUGUCCCACUGUCAUCGUCACGGUCGGCCUACCAGCCCGGGGCAAGACCUACAUCUCUAAGAAACUCACCCGCUACCUCAACUGGAUUGGCGUGCCAACGAAAGAAUUUAACGUCGGGCAGUACAGACGAGAAUGUGUGAAGAUCUACAAAUCGUUCGAGUUCUUCCGCCCGGAUAACGAGGAAGGGCUUAAAAUCAGAAAGCAGUGUGCAUCGGCAGCUCUUAAUGAUGUGCAUCAGUAUCUCACUGAGGACGGGGGACAAGUGGCGGUAUUUGAUGCCACAAAUACUACGAGAGAGAGGAGAGAGACCAUCAUUCGAUUUGCUGAACAGAACGGAUUUAAGGUUUUCUUCGUUGAGUCUGUAUGUGAAGAUCCUGACGUUAUUGCAGAAAACAUCGUCCAAGUGAAACUCAGCAGCCCAGACUACACAGACUGUAACACCGAGCAGGCUGUGGAGGACUUCAUGAAGAGGAUAAAGUGCUACGAGAACUCCUACGAGCCUCUGGAUGAAGUCUUAGACAGAGAGUUGUCCUUCAUAAAGAUCAUUGAUGUGGGUCGGCGGUACCUGGUGAACCGAGUCCAAGACCACAUCCAGAGCCGAAUCGUGUAUUACCUCAUGAACAUCCAUAUCACGCCCCGCUCCAUCUACCUGUGCCGGCACGGAGAGAGCGACCUCAACGUUAAAGGACGAAUCGGAGGCGACUCGGGUCUCACGACCCGGGGAAAGGAGUUUGCUCGCUUCUUGGCUCAGUUCAUCCACACACAAGAGAUCAGCGAUCUGAAGGUGUGGACGAGUCAGAUGAAGAGAACGAUUCAGACGGCCGAGGCUCUGGGCGUGCCGUACGAGCAGUGGAAGGCUCUCAAUGAGAUUGAUGCUGGUGUGUGUGAGGAGCUGAUGUACGAGGAGAUUCAGCAGCAGUAUCCUCUGGAGUUUGCGCUGCGUGACCAGGACAAAUAUCGCUACCGAUAUCCCAAAGGAGAGUCUUAUGAAGACCUGGUGCAGCGGCUCGAGCCCGUCAUCAUGGAGCUGGAGCGCCAGGAGAACGUUUUGGUCAUCUGCCACCAAGCGGUCAUGCGCUGCCUGCUGGCCUACUUCCUGGAUAAAACGGCGGAGGAGCUGCCAUACCUGAAGUGCCCAUUACACACAGUGCUGAAGCUCACACCGGUGGCUUACGGCUGCAAAGUGGAGACCAUCUUCCUGAAAGUGGAAGCGGUGAACACCCACAGAGAAAGACCAGAGAAUGUAAACGUGCAUCGGACCACGGAGGACGCCCUGUGCACCGUUCCGCCUCACCUCUGACCUCGUCUGAUUGGCCGUCCGCACCUGUGCGUGUGUCUACCUUUUCUCCAGGGGUCCCCUGUCCUCCAGGCUUCUCCGUCACAACAAAAGGAACCUGGAGUCUUGUGUCGCAGAGUCUUCAUUUCUCCUUCCGUACCUUUCAUCUUCCACGGUUCGCUUGGCCUUUACACCCUCAUUAGCGUUCAUUAGGCGUGAGCUGAACGUUCCUCGACAGGAACAUCAUCAGUACAGGGAUCGUUGAUGUGAUUUGCUCAGACAUCGAAUCUGAUGUGCGCCACUGGUCUGAGUGAAAGGGGGCGUGGCCUCUAACUUGAGGAACGCUCCAGUGCUUUUAAACAUAUAAUGUUGAUCUGAUUUACUCCAGAUUUGAAUUUUACAGUGAGCGUUUUAGUCCUGAGAAAGCAGUGGAAAACCGGUUUCAUCUUCAGUCACUUGUGAUGGAAGCCAUUCAGCAGUGGGCUGUGAUUCCUAUCAAGUGAACCAUUUUUCCAGAGAGAUGAAUUUGUCUGAACAAUGUAAAAAUCAUGGUGUUUUCAGAAACACUUUUGGGUUGAGACUGUUAUAUUUUGUGUGCAAUUUACACAUUUUAUCAGUUUUUUAAUCAGGAUUGUCUGUGAAUACGGUCACAGGUCAGACUAAAAAGAAAAUUCUCAUCAGAUUUCGACAAAUAUUCCUUUUUUUUUUUUUUAAACUCCCAAGCGUAUAAAUCACAGUACACCUGAUUUUAAUUUUCUUGUUCUUAUGCCUUCUAUAAGAAGUGAGUUUGGAGUAAACAGGUUUUCUUUGUAUUUUCUUUAAUCAGUCCAGGGAAAUUUUGUGUUUGCUGAACAAUUUCUUGUAUUAAUCACACAAAUGCCACAGACAAAUUACUGGAUAGAGACCAAGUUAGCUUUAAACACUUUGCACAACACCCAAUCACACCGUUUUCUGUCCCACGGUGUGACACGAGAGACGGUCUGUUUAAUCUGGUUCAGUUUUCAAACCUAGAGAGCAAAACUUUUUUUUUUUUUAAAUACCCCUGGGUUUCGGGGACGUGUGUAAAACCUUCACUGAAGGAUGUAAAGUGUAACGUACUGCAAAUGAUCUACCAGGCAGGAUAAUAUUUGGCUUGUGUGUGUGUUUUGCAACUCUUGCAUUCUUCUUUGCAUCAGUAUUGUUCUGUUGUGUCACACAGCCAUUUGAUUCUUAUCUCUCUGUUACUUUGAGGGAACGAUGGUGCGUGUGUGUGUGUGUAUAAGAAAUGAGUUAUACUGUAUUUCUAUAGAACAUUAUCUUGAGUCCAGCCUCCUCACACAAAUGUAUUUAUUUGACUUUUAUGGGUUUUAAAAGGUGAAGUUAACUUUUUUUUUUUUUUGGGCGUGAACUUGAGAUGAAAUUAUUUUAAAUUAAACCUUUUUUUAAUUAAAUGGGUUUGGUUUGUAACUGUAAAGUGCAUCCUGGCCUGUAAAACACCCUGAACAUGAUUGUGUGUGUAACAGAGAGUGAGUAUGUUUGAGAGUGUGUGUGUGUGUGUAUACAAAGAUGUAAUCAUGCACUGGUUAUUGUAGAAGUAAAUAUGGGAAUCAUGUGUCUUAAUUGCAAUAAAGUUUUUAAUUUUAAAUAAA
Messenger RNA from Neoarius graeffei (lesser salmon catfish), 3275 nucleotides. RefSeq names its product 6-phosphofructo-2-kinase/fructose-2,6-biphosphatase 4a (gene pfkfb4a). Gene Ontology annotation, molecular function: fructose-2,6-bisphosphate 2-phosphatase activity; ATP binding; 6-phosphofructo-2-kinase activity. The transcript has 14 exons. Gene Ontology annotation, cellular component: cytosol. NCBI's taxonomy places the organism in Eukaryota, Metazoa, Chordata, Actinopteri, Siluriformes, Ariidae. The record is from RefSeq and is a predicted model, not a curated record. Bases 223 to 1671 code for a protein of 482 amino acids. Gene Ontology annotation, biological process: fructose 2,6-bisphosphate metabolic process; fructose metabolic process.